AUGUCGGAUUACUUGAAUCUUAUUAAAUCAGCUAAAAAAACUCUAAUAAUACAAGACGGAAGAAGAAAAGUACAUUUUCUAUUGUCUGAUGGUAGAGAAUUUGUCGAAGAAUAUAACUUGAAUGAUAAUGUUCUUAGUAGGCGUGCAUGGAGAACAAAAAACAAACUGGGACGUGAUGAAGGUUGGUCAGUUGAAAUUGGAGAUCCAGAGCCAAAACAACGCAAUAGUUUUGACAUCGGUAUUCAAGAAAAUCAAAAUAAUCCGUUUUUAACGAGAAAAAUGACAAAACUAUGUCUAGAAUGGCGUAUAAGAAAUUUACCUUACUCAAAAGAUAUUUUUACUGUUCAUGUUAACGAUAAAAAGAAUAAAAUAAUUGUUAAAACGUCGAAUAAAAAAUAUUAUAAAGAAAUAGACGCUCCUGAUUUAGAGAGGAUAAAUUUAAAACUGGAACAAGAUCGUCUCAGUUUUGAUCAUAAAUUUAAUACAUUGAUUAUUAGUUAUAAAAAACCACCAGCUUUAUUAGAGAUGGAAAAAAAAAUUAUAAAUGAAGUUUUGGCUCUAAGAGCUGUAAAAGAAGGCGAUGUUCAAUGUCCAACUAGUUAA
Messenger RNA from Microplitis demolitor, 603 nucleotides. RefSeq names its product protein DPCD. The coding region runs from base 1 to 603 and encodes 200 amino acids. Lineage: Eukaryota; Metazoa; Arthropoda; Insecta; Hymenoptera; Braconidae. The record is from RefSeq and is a predicted model, not a curated record. The transcript is spliced from 4 exons.